Panicum hallii is the source of this 825-nucleotide messenger RNA. RefSeq names its product subtilisin-like protease SBT3.4. The coding region runs from base 1 to 825 and encodes 274 amino acids. The transcript is spliced from 6 exons. Gene Ontology annotation, molecular function: serine-type endopeptidase activity. Lineage: Eukaryota; Viridiplantae; Streptophyta; Magnoliopsida; Poales; Poaceae. Gene Ontology annotation, biological process: proteolysis. The record is from RefSeq and is a predicted model, not a curated record.
AUGACGGUGAUCAACUCAGCAUCCUGGAUUGUGACUGUUGCUGCUGGCACACUUGAUAGGACUUUCCUCACAAAGAUCACCCUUGGAAACAACAGCACCUAUGUGGUAAGAGUUUCAUCAAUGGAUAAGAUGUUCACCGACUUGCACAUCAAGUCAAGUCUCAACCCAAAAAGUAUGCAUGUAGUCUAUGCUGAAGAUAUUGCAUCUAAUAAUGCAGAUGAUACAGAUGCAAGAAGCUGUACUGCAGGAUCUCUGAACUCUACUCUAGUGAAGGGAAAUGUGGUGCUUUGCUUCCAAACACGAGCACAGAGAUCAGCAUCAGUGGCAGUAGAGACUGUCAAGAAAGCUCGUGGUUUUGGAGUCAUCUUCGCCCAGUUCUUAACCAAGGACAUCGCAUCUUCAUUUGACAUUCCCUGUGUUCAAGUAGACUAUCAAGUUGGAACAGCAAUACUUGCAUACACUACUAGCAUGAGAAACCCAACAGUUCAGUUUGGCUCAGCGAAAACUAUUCUUGGAGAACUAAUAGGCCCAGAAAUUGCAUAUUUCUCAUCCCGGGGUCCUAGUUCUCUAUCCCCCUCUGUUCUGAAGCCAGACAUCGCCGCCCCAGGUGUCAAAAUUUUGGCUGCAUGGACACCGGCUGCUGCCAUAUCAUCCGCCAUUGGAUCUGUGAACUUCAAGAUCGAUUCAGGAACCUCGAUGUCCUGCCCACACAUUUCAGGCGUGGUUGCUCUCCUCAAAUCAAUGCAUCCUAAUUGGAGUCCUGCUGCAGUAAAAUCAGCACUUGUCACAACAGCGACCUUCACGUACCAGCACACUGAACCAUGA